AUGUCAAGCAGCCCUUCCAACGUGUCGUCUCCAGCCUCUUCUGCUUUCACAGCAGGCGAUUUGAAUCUGCAUCCGGUUCCUCGCAUUGGCCUUUCUGCUCCUGCAAGCCUACAAUCUAUCCAAUGCGACGAGGCCGAUGAAGACGUUCCUCCUUUGGACAUCGUUGGACCGUUUGCCGGCGAUCUCAACGCACAGGCCAUUUCUCAGAGUGAUCAGGACCUCCUCAAUCUGUGGAACGACAAGCUUGACUCUGAGUCUCUUGAGUACUGCAGUCGAUGCAAGGAGUCCUGGUUCAACAUGGUCCUUGUAAAUGAUGUCUGUUCUGCCUGCCGUCGUCGUGACGCCGAUGGGAAAAGGCAGCCUCACGAACCUUUCCUCUUCUCCGAAGAAAAUAACCUGGAUCUCGGCAGCGUUCCCAACGAGCUCCCAGAGCUAUCCCAAGUCGAGGAGAUGCUCAUUGCGCGGGUGCAUGUCCACAUCCAGGUUUUCCAGUACCGUGGCCAGCAGUAUAAGUAUCGUGGUCAUGUCAUUAACUUCUUACGGGAUAUUGGCCACGUCUAUACGCAGCUUCCUCUUCUGCCGCGCGAAUUGGACAUCAUCAUAAUACGCCCACGGGAUUCAACGAACCAGCCACACGUCGUCCGGCAGUUUCGACGUCAAUUCCGUGUUAGGCAAGGUCACAUUCGCGUCUGGCUUGAACACCUUCAACUCAACCACCCUGGCUAUCGAGAUAUCAUCAUUGACGCUGAGCGCCUAAGUCAGCUACCAAACGACGAGCACCCUGACCCUGAGGCCGUUGAGGAUGCCGAUGCAGCUGGCAUUGAUGACUACGAUGCAGCAGCAAUCCCAAACUUCAUUGCAGCGCAGGCUGACCUUGAGCGUCUCCGGGCUCAGCUUGAGGAUCACGAACCCGUACCGCCCGAGCAGAUCCCUCUGCGCCAGGCCCACAUCGAGAUGCCUAAUAUCCGGUCUACACCUCUCAAUGAGUUCAAUCGUUCCCAGCCUCUGCUGUCUCUCGCCUUUCCUACCCUCUACCCUACUGGGCAGGCAGACUUCGUGGCGCCUCGUCAGAGGACAAUUCGUUCCUUCUUUCUGAAGAGGCCUGGCCUGCAGCAGCAAGUUGACAUGGAUGAACUACGCAAUGCCUUUGAGGAAGAUACCCCAGAAUCUCGCGCACUGUUGAGCUCUAUUGUGCGCUUCUCAAGCAGCUUGAAAGGCACACGAGCUUACUGGGGCGGCCAGAGACAUCAGCUUGAGGCCAUCGUCCACGGCCUUACCUGUCCUGGUGUCUUCCUCACCUUCUCAGCUGCUGACCUUCACUGGGAUAGCCUCCAGAGACACAUGCCGUCAUAUGUUGAAUGGCGUGAGGCUGAUGGCCGUGGUAAGGGUGCUAUUGCGUUCCGGAAUCUCCUUGAAAACCCUCAUAUCGCAGCAUAUCACUUUCACAGCCGUUUUACUAGCUUCCUUAAGAUAUACUGCUCUAAAGCUGAGAAGCAGACGGAGAGCUACCGCGACGUCGCCAGGGCCAUCUUGCCUAGAGUCAAUGCACGACAGGGUCUCGUCAGCUUCGUCGCCAAGUUCAUGAACAAGCUUACGGCUGAGCGUGACUGGUCUGCUAUGGAGAUUAACCACCUGCUGCUCAGCCUACCACUCCAGCAAAGCACGAGGACUCCCUACAUUGGCAAGUAUCCGGAUUUAGCCAUUCUGGGGCAUGACUAUUGGAAGGAGCUUAAAGCUUCACACCCCCUAGGCAACAACCAAGAUGAUGUCCCUGAUGGCCUCUUUGAUCAGCUUAACGUCGAGCAGCGCACUGUGUUUGACCUAUUUACUCGACAUCUUGAGAAGGCUCUCGACCCUCAACAGCCAAACCCGGCACCGCUCCUUGUGCAGGUAGACGGAGAAGGCGGCACAGGCCCUACAGACAUUGCCAACCUACAGUCAAAGCUACGCAACCUCCGCUACCUCAUUAUCGACGAGAAGUCAAUGAUUGGCUUGCGUACUUUUGGCUACAUUGAUAGCCGCCUCCGACAAAUAUUUCCCGAAUAUCAAGACACCUUUUUCGGCGGCCACUGGGAGCUGCUCUGCACCCGCGUCCAGGCCAAUCUGACCUUAGCCGAGGUUACGUGCUUUGACGGGGCAGUACGCAUCUACACAACGAAUGCCCAGGUUCGGGCAACAAAUUUACCCAUUUGCAUUGGGGCAAGAGUUAUGUUGACUGAGAACGUCUGGACUGAUGUUAGCCUUGUUAAUGGUGCACUGGGGACCAUAUAUGACUUUGCCUAUGAGGAUCACGUACAGGAUCCUCAAGCUCAUCAUCCCUUUGUCAUUAUGCCUAUCUUUCGCUCCUGGCGGGACUUCAUCAAGGGUAGUAUGCCCUGCUCUCGCACUCAGUUUCCCUUGACAAUUGCAUAUAGCAUCACUGUGCACAAGGCACAGGGUGCUACGCUUGAAUGGGUUGUUGCCGAUAUAUCCCAUCGCGAUUUCCAGUCUGGCCUCACCUACGUCGCCGUCUCGCGCGCCAAGACGUUGAAUGGCAUCAUGUUUGAUGCGUCCUUUGAUCUCAAUGAUAUCCGGCGUCGCACGGAUGGCUCUAUGGCUGCUCGGGCUGCUGACGCUGCCCGGCGUGCUGGCCAGGUUGUGACUGCCCAGGAAGCAUUGAAUUGA
Hirsutella rhossiliensis is the source of this 2664-nucleotide messenger RNA. Its product is annotated as ATP-dependent DNA helicase PIF1. The transcript is spliced from 10 exons. The record is from RefSeq and is a predicted model, not a curated record. NCBI's taxonomy places the organism in Eukaryota, Fungi, Ascomycota, Sordariomycetes, Hypocreales, Ophiocordycipitaceae. The coding region runs from base 1 to 2664 and encodes 887 amino acids.